AUGUCUUACCUAAAGGUCACCGAAGGCCUAGGCCCCCUUGCCGAAGAGCCCAGCUCUCACCUUGCCCAAGCCCUUGUCGAAUCCCCAAAUGGCUUAGCUCUUCGCAAAAGCCCAGCUCCAAGCACAACGCAAAUCAUCCUGACUCAGCUACUUUGCCAACACCUACAAAAUAUGGAGAGUCAACUUGCCGAACGGCAAGGGAUGGGCAGCAACAAAAUGGAGGCCUCCAAAAUGGCAGCAACUUACCUCAGAAAUUUGAUCUAG
Messenger RNA from Prunus armeniaca (apricot), 264 nucleotides. The record is from the annotation of a GenBank genome assembly. NCBI's taxonomy places the organism in Eukaryota, Viridiplantae, Streptophyta, Magnoliopsida, Rosales, Rosaceae.